Trichoderma reesei QM6a is the source of this 1188-nucleotide messenger RNA. RefSeq lists its product as uncharacterized. Bases 1 to 1173 code for a protein of 390 amino acids. Lineage: Eukaryota; Fungi; Ascomycota; Sordariomycetes; Hypocreales; Hypocreaceae. The record is from RefSeq and is a predicted model, not a curated record. The transcript has a single exon.
AUGAGCCAGAUGUCAGCUAUCGCGUCGUCGCAAGUCAGACAGUCGUCUGGUCCGGUAGUAAGAUGGUCAGACCAGCAGACACUCUUCUUCCUCUCCCUGCUCCUCGAAGCCCGGCGGCAACACCUAUUAGAAUCAACAAAAACAAAAUACCUGCGAGAAGGCCUUCAAACCCUCAUUCCACGCAUGGUUCAGCGCUUUCCAGGGCGUCCCUGGGAGAUUAGAACGCUUGAAAAUAAGUACCAAUAUUUGAAGAAGUACUGGAGGGUGUUUGCAGCUGCCGAGAAAAUAUCAGGAACCUCAUACGAUCCGGCGACGGGGAAGCUUUCAAUGAGCGAGCAGAAUGAAGGACUUGUUACCCAACGGUAUGGCGCGAUGGGGCGUCGAGUUGUAUCGAUCGGUCUUCUUGUUGGCGACGGGAUAACUUUCGAGUCGUGGCUUGAAGUCUUUUCGAACGACCUGCCUGCCGGCGAGAACAUUGUGGAAGCAGGCGACGAGGCUGCCUUUGCCAGAGACAGCCAAAACGCGGUCCUAGAAAAUACUGUCAGUCAAGAUGCUAUAGUGGAAGAGGAGGUUUUGACUCAGUCUGUUGCCGUCACCGACGACGGCGAGGAUGAUAUCACGGCAGCACCAGAAAGCAGCGAUGACGAUGAUGCCGCUGGUCAGUCUUUUAUAUCGCCAUCUCCGCCAGCGCUGCUGCCAGCAGCUCGGUCGUCUUCAUCGCGGCCAACGCUUUCAUCGCAGCCGUCUUCAUCGCGGCCAACGCCUUCAACGCCGCGGGCGGCAUCUGCUAGGCCAUCGCAACGAUCGUCAAUAACGCCGUCGGCAGCGUUCAGGGCAAAUAGUCUUGCAGCUAGGAAGAAGAAGGCGGCAAGGUCAGAUGGGAUAUCUCAAAGCUUCCGUGAGCUCACUUCUGCGCUCAUAGCACGUGACUCGCAGCCGCAGCAGCAGCAGGAGCACUAUGUCACCCAUAAUCAACGCACUGUUGGGGCAGAAGACUUUGAAAAGGCAAUCAGGGAUUGCUUUGCAUUUGCAGAAGGACGAGGGAUGCUAUUUGCAAGCCGUUUAGUGCAAUGGAUUCGUCAAGAUCCGCUGAAUCCAUUAAUAUGGAAUUCAAUGCCAUCUGAUGAGGCAAAGGAGGCAUGGGUGGCGAUCAACUUUCCACCUAAUUCUUGAUGUUUUGAUAUUAGA